Messenger RNA from Coprinopsis cinerea okayama7#130, 1026 nucleotides. RefSeq lists its product as hypothetical. NCBI's taxonomy places the organism in Eukaryota, Fungi, Basidiomycota, Agaricomycetes, Agaricales, Psathyrellaceae. The coding region runs from base 1 to 1026 and encodes 341 amino acids. The transcript has 7 exons. The record is from RefSeq and is a predicted model, not a curated record.
AUGUCGGCAUCGGUUCGUGCGUUGAAUCCUGAACACUGGACAAUCACCACCAGCAGCGACGGUUCCACAGUGUAUACCUGUAAACUAGUUACCGACGAUGUCCUGCGAAACAUCGUCAGCGCAUUGCAUGGAAAUGUUGUCGACAACCCUCCUCUCCCACCCUACCCUCCCAACCAUCCGUCGCUGCGAGGUAUUCAACUCGAGCACGACGCCCAUUGGGACAGAUCACCUGCCACUGGUAUCAACUACGGAAUCCACCAGGAACACACUCAAAUCGAGUCGGAACACCUUCAACAGCUUGUCACGGAGACCACCAAGACAAUAAUGGACCUAUUGGAUUCCGACUUGAGUGACUUUGAGUGGGCGGAGAGGACUGAUUCCGAUGAGGACAGUUCCGAGAGUGAUUCGGAUGAAUCUGACAAUUUCCUGUAUGGAUAUGACGAAGACGAAGAAGGUGAACCAGACGGACCUCGAAAGCGUGCUAGAGGGCACAGGAGCGAUCCGGCUACAGCGCGGUCGUGGUUUCCGUGGCAAGACAAGUUGACCUGCUCCCUCGAUCUCCUAAUGCACCUGCCACGGUCCGUCUUCUCCCAACGGCAACUGGAGUUGUUUUUAUGGCUCCUGCGGGUCAAUGGAGUCGACGAUGUACCUUCGGUGAAAGCAAUGAAACGGAUUAAUGAAUCCCCUGCAAGACCUUUGUGGUAUCGACUCAAAACCAUCUUAGCUCAGGAAAUGGCAAACCCCCUUGUUCGUCCUCAUCUUCAGUUCUACCCAGAGGAUUGCGGAAAGCGAGUCUCCGAAGCUGUCCACGGUGCUCGGUGGCUUCAUGAGCUCUCCCACGAAGACUCGACUCCCAUGAUUCGACGCGGUACCACAGACUACUUCAUCCACGAGCCAGCGAUGAUCGUCGAUGGAUCAUGCUGCAUUCCUUUCCGCUGGUUCCGUCGGAAGGGCAAGUUCGUUGCCCAAGCAUGGAGGAUGGAAACACUUACCGACGAAAACGGACGCGAGGGAUGCAGCUCCUAA